Messenger RNA from Penicillium salamii, 792 nucleotides. NCBI's taxonomy places the organism in Eukaryota, Fungi, Ascomycota, Eurotiomycetes, Eurotiales, Aspergillaceae. The record is from the annotation of a GenBank genome assembly.
AUGAAGCUGCAGAAUGAGCCUAACUCGGACAUUCAAAACCUCGCAACGUACCCCGCGACCCCCACGCAGCCUCGACGCAAGAAGGCCGCAGAGGAAAUUACGUGGGUUUCGGGCCUGGAGACUCCCGAACCCAUCUUCGACUCCACUGACAAUUUGUCCAACGCUACCCAAGAUGAAGAAAAUCUCGAGUCCCACUCAAAGACUGCCAGCCUCCUCACUACUUCUUUUGACGUGGUUUCCGCCAACAACCACGGAAUUACCAGCCGCUUAGAUGUCAAAUCAGAUCAGCCAGCAGAAUCCAACCCAGAGAGGGAGAAAAGCCAAACACAGAGGCUCACCGCAGCCGUCCGUACAAUUAUAGAAUGUAUAGGCGAAGACCUGGACCGCGAAGGCCUCCGUGACACCCCAGAGCGCUAUGCAAAAGCCAUGCUCCAUUUCACAAGCGGAUACGAAGAGAACACCCAAGAUCUUAUCAAUGGAGCUAUAUUCAAAGAGGAUUGUGACGAGCUCGUCAUUGUCCGGGACAUACACGUGUCUUCACUAUGUGAGCACCAUUUGGUUCCAUUUAUUGGAAAGAAUCAAGAGCGUUUGACAAAGCAAGUUGCUUCUUGUAUAUUCGAGUUGCUCAACCCCCAAGGGAUUGCAGUUGUCAUGGAAGCUUCUCAUAUGUGCAUGGUCAUGCGCAGGGUGGAGAAAGUUGGCAGCACGACGAUCACUAGCUGCAUGUUGGGAUCCAUGAGGUCGAAUGGGAAGGCAAGAGAAGAGUUCUUAACUCUCCUACGCCGAGGGUAA